Molecule: messenger RNA, 1286 nt
Organism: Lactuca virosa
Lineage: Eukaryota; Viridiplantae; Streptophyta; Magnoliopsida; Asterales; Asteraceae
Source: the annotation of a GenBank genome assembly
AUGCGAGCAUCCGGUUCUAGGGUUUCAAUGGAACAGUUGCCGGAGGAAAGGGUUUCAAUUGAACGGUUGCCCGAGGAAAUGCUUGCAGAAAUACUGAUAAGGUCAGAGGUGAGGGAUCUGAUCCGUUACAAGAGCGUUUUAAAUUCAUGGAAAUCUUUGAUCUCUCGAGCUGAUUUCAUCAAAGCCCAUCUUGAACACCGUUAUCGCCGUGAUCCUCAAAAUGACAAAAUUGUAAAAAGGAGAAUUGUUAUGUCUGUUAUGCUCUACGGUAACAAGCGAUGUAAUGCUGAUAAUAUCUAUUUUGACAGUCGCAAACGUCAUAUACUCGGUUCUUCAAAUGGUUUGGUAUGCAUUACUCCCUCUCAUACUGAAUUUUUACUUAUCAAUCCUGAAACUAGAGAGGUGAAUAAACUGAAAAAGCCCCAAAUACCUGACGCCGGACCUUUGACUUAUGGUUUUGGCUAUGAUUCAUCCAAAGAUGACUACAAGGUGGUCUUAGGUUUUGGGAAAGGUAGCAGUCAUACCUGUUUUCUAAUUUUUAGUUCAAAAUCCAACCUCUGGGAAGUUAUAGGAGAAGUGGACUACACUUGUAUCAGUAGGGUGGGUGUCCUUCACAGUGGAGCACUUCAUUGGGUUGCAUAUCAUGGUUCACCUGACGAUAAGCAACAGGUAAUUCUUUCUUUAGAUUUGUCCAAGGACAAAUUUAAGGAGAUUCCACAACCUGAUGAUAUGAGAUAUAAGAAUGAUGUUGCUUCCGAAGAAGCAAUGCGUUUGGGGACCAUGGAUGGUUGUCUGUGCGUAUUUGAUGGUAUGUCUUCUGUCAACACAUGGGUGAUGAAUGAGUAUAAUGUGAGACAAUCUUGGGAGCUUGUGUGGCGUAACCACAAGACUAAGACUGAAGUUGUGCAUCACUUGAAAGAUAUAAAGUACUACAUACCAAAGAAGAGGUUUCUGUGUCAUAAAGAGAGUGUUGUCCAAACUCCAGAGUUUAUAUGGGCCCCUAGUAAACCGGACAAAAAGAGGCAGGAAACAAGCAUCACCAACAGUCGCAAGGUACCAAAACUUUGUCUUGUCCCAGGUAGUUCAAGUGAGUUGGGUAAUCUUGAAAGCUAAGCAAUUUGAAUAUGAUGGGUCAUGGGGAUGAAGCUCCAGAGGAGGUGAUCUUGAAGAAAAGCUGCUGAGCACAUCAAUUACGUGUUGAAUCUUUAGGUUUCUGUUUAAAACUAUGUUUUAAACCCUGUUUUAUGUUAUUAGAGAUCUAUGGAAUUAUCUUUAACAAUCAUGUG